GCGGCGAAGAAGAGGAAACUCAGCACCGAGCAAGUUAACCUCCUUGAGACGAGCUUCGGCAAUGAACAUAAGUUAGAGUCCGAGAGAAAAGAUCGACUGGCUUCCGAGCUCGGCCUUGACCCUCGCCAAGUUGCGGUUUGGUUUCAGAACAGAAGAGCUCGGUGGAAGAACAAGAAGCUCGAAGAGGAGUACACUAAGCUCAAAAAUGUUCAUGAAAGUACAGUCGUCGAAAAGUGCCGCCUAGAAUCUGAGGUACUGAAGUUGAAAGAGCAGUUGUCGGAGGCCGAGAAGGAAAUCCAACGGCUGGUAGAGCGAGUGGAGGGAGUGUCCAUCAGUAACAGUCCAAGUUCAUCUUUAUCGAUCAAUGCGAUGGACGCACAAGUGCCGUUUCUGGGAGACUUUGGAGUUGAAGGAUACGACGACGUAUUUUACAUGCCUGGCAUGGAGGGAUGGAUUAAUCUGUACAUGUAAAAAAAUAUGCCCCCACUAGUAGUUUGUAAAUAUAAUUAUAUAAAUGCCCUCUAACCUAAUUAAUCGUUUUUCUCUCCAUCUAUAUGUAUAUGAGUUAGUAUUUUAACCUGAAAAUUGAAAAUGUGUAUUAAUUA
Carica papaya (papaya) is the source of this 605-nucleotide messenger RNA. NCBI's taxonomy places the organism in Eukaryota, Viridiplantae, Streptophyta, Magnoliopsida, Brassicales, Caricaceae. The record is from RefSeq and is a predicted model, not a curated record.